This is a messenger RNA of Wyeomyia smithii (pitcher-plant mosquito), 1059 nucleotides long. RefSeq lists its product as uncharacterized. The record is from RefSeq and is a predicted model, not a curated record. The coding region runs from base 1 to 1059 and encodes 352 amino acids. The transcript has a single exon. NCBI's taxonomy places the organism in Eukaryota, Metazoa, Arthropoda, Insecta, Diptera, Culicidae. Gene Ontology annotation, molecular function: RNA-DNA hybrid ribonuclease activity; nucleic acid binding. Gene Ontology annotation, biological process: DNA replication, removal of RNA primer.
AUGUCUGAAGCCGGCUGCCUGCCGUUUAAACUGCUACUCACCCAGCGACUAGCACAACUUACGACACGCUUAACAGAAAAAGACCCAAACAUCGCCGACCUGCCUGUGACCAGAAGAGUGAACGAUAUUUUGCUAGAAUGUACGGACACAGAAUUGCCAAAGAUUUGCAACGUCCAAAGAAAAACCGACAGAGAAUGGUACAUUAGCAAACCACAAAUAUGCCACGAAUUAAAGGAGAACAUCAAAGCUGGAACAAGCAGUACGAUAGUGAGACCUAUGUUCCAAAGUCUCAUCUCGAACCAUUACCCAAAUCAUAAGCAAAUCUACACUGACGGAUCUAAAGACGGUGACGAGGUUGGCGCCGGAAUAACUGACACUCACGAAAAGCGAUGUUUCUCCCUCCCAAAUUAUUGCAGCGUGUACUCAGCAGAAGCUUUCGCCAUAAAAGCCGCUGUCACGAUGGUUCACGAACAAGAGGAAGCAAUUAUACUAACCGACUCAGCAAGUUGUCUUGACGCACUCCUCAGUGGAAAAUCAAAGCACCCGUGGAUCCAAUCAAUCGAACGAGAUCUACUGAAACGAAAAAUCACACUCUGCUGGAUACCUGGGCAUGCUGGCAUACCAGGCAAUGAGGAAGCAGACUUCUUAGCAAACCAAGGACGAAAAUGCACGGUUUUAAAUAUACCUGUCCCCUCUGUAGAUGUGAUACGGGGAAUAAAAACAAAAAUAUGGACAACAUGGGAACAAACAUGGCACCGUACUCAGGCAGAACUGCGAAAAAUCAAGGAGAAACCUUAUAAAUUUAACGACCGCAAAUGUGCAUCAGAACAACGAACCCUCACACGACUACGAACUGGACACACUCGACCGACUCAUGUCCACCUAAUCGAGAAGGCCCCACCCCCAACCUGUCAAUACUGCGGAGUGCAAUUAACAGUUCAGCACAUAUUGAUCGACUGUCGAGGCUUGGAGGAAAAAAGGAAGAAGUAUGGUAUAAAUGGAACACUGACAGAGAUUCUAGCCAACGACGAUGCAAAAGAAAAAGCAGUAUUAGAAUAG